Molecule: messenger RNA, 4242 nt
Organism: Erpetoichthys calabaricus (reedfish)
Lineage: Eukaryota; Metazoa; Chordata; Cladistia; Polypteriformes; Polypteridae
Gene: vps8
Product: VPS8 subunit of CORVET complex
Exons: 46
Coding region: 1-4185 (1394 amino acids)
Biological process (GO): protein targeting to vacuole; endosomal vesicle fusion
Cellular component (GO): HOPS complex; early endosome; CORVET complex
Molecular function (GO): protein binding
Source: RefSeq, a predicted model, not a curated record
AUGUCAGACUCGCCGGAUACACGUAGCCUGGUGUCAGCGUCUUCUCAGCUUAACCUCACAGACAUCGAAUCGGAGAUUGACAUUCCACAAGUUGACAUUCCACCAACUCUUAAAAGCAUCCUAAAUGAGACUGAAGACGAGCCAUUUGUCCUGGAAGACACAUCAUUGUCGAAUGCUGAGAAUAUUGACACUCAUUCCUGUGAAACAUCUUCACUUGCCAGCUCAGAUAGUGGUGACAGGAUGUUUUUAAAAAGAAGAAGACGACUGACAGAAAGCAGCACUACUGUUCAUGGAUCUGUUCUCCGACAUAGCACCCUGAAAGGAGUGUCUGCUCAGAUUGUGUCUGCAGCAGACAAGGUGGAUGCUGGUUUACCAACUGCCGUGGCCGUGUCAAAUGUUAUAGCUGUGGGCACAUCACAUGGACUUGCUCUUGUGUUUGAUCCAAACCAAGCACUUAGGCUGUGUCUUGGAAGCACUGCUCUUGGUGGUCAGUAUGGAGCUGUGUCUGCACUCAGCAUUAACAAUGACUGUACUCGACUGCUGUGUGGUUUUGCCAAAGGACAGAUUACCAUGUGGGAUUUAGCAAAUGGUAAGCUGCUUAGAACAAUAACGGAUGCUCAUCCACCUGGAACUGCAAUCCUUCAUAUUAAGUUUACAGAUGACCCAACACUGGCUAUUUGCAAUGACAGUGGAGGAUCUGUGUUUGAGCUGUCUUUCAGAAGAGUGAUGGGAAUGAGAACGUGCGAGUCCCGUUGUUUGUUCAGCGGUUCUAAAGGAGAAGUAUGCUGUAUUGAACCUCUACAUUCUAAGGCAGAAUUAAGAGAUCACCCUAUUGCACAGUACUCUCUGCUUGCUAUGGCAUCCUUAACAAAGAUUUUAUUAAUUGGACUAAAGCCAUCUCUGAAAGUGUGGAUGACAUUUCCUUAUGGUAAGACUGAUCCUGCUAGUGUUCCACUUUUAGCUUGGCACUUUGUAGCUGUUCAGAAGUCUGUGAACCCUAUGUUGGCAUUUUGUCGUGGUGAUGUGGUACAUUUUCUUUUAGUUAAAAAGGAAGAGUCUGGGGCAAUACAUGUCAUCAAGCAAAAACAGCUACACUUAUACUAUGACAUCAUCAGUUUAAUGUGGAUCAAUACUAGGACUCUGGUGUUACUGGAUAGUGCAGAGAAGAUCCAUGUUAUUGACAGGCCAAGUCAAGAAGAGCUGGAGACCUUAGACAUUGCUGAAGUCCAGCUCAUCUAUAACAGCAGUCACUUCAAAUCUUUGGCGACGGGUGGAAAUGUCAGCCAGGCACUGGCAUUAGUCGGUGAAAAAGCAUGCUAUGAAUCGGUGUGCAGCUAUGGAGGACAAAUUGUGUUCCUUGGAACAAAGUCAGUCCAUAUUAUGACCCUCAGAAGCUGGAGAGAGAGAGUGGACCAUUUAUUAAAGCAAGAGAAAUUUGUAGAGGCAUUAUCUCUAUCAUGGUCAUUCCAUGAGGGCACUGCUAGGGCUGUGGUAGGGUUAUUUGGUGACCCAAACAAGAAAAAAGGUGUAGUAGCAGACAAGAUGGUUGAGAUUCUUCUGCAGUAUGCUGACCGUUCAUUAAAGAAAUGUCCAGAACAAGGCAAAAUCCAAGUAAUGGAGCAGCAUUUUCAGGAUAUAGUGCCCAUCAUGGUUGAUUACUGUCUCCUUCUCCAACGCACUGAUUUACUUUUCAGCCAAAUAUAUUCGAAGAUGGGGGAAAAUUCUGUUGCAAAGGGUGUCUUCCUUGAGUGUUUGGAGCAGUACAUCCUCAGUGAUCGGCUAGUUGGCCUUACUCCACAUGUUAUGAAGGAUCUUCUUAUCCAUUUUCAGGACAAUGGCAUGAUGGACAGCAUUGAGUCUUGUAUUGUACACAUGGACAUUACUAGCCUUGAUAUUCAAUGGGUUGUUCAGCUGUGUUGGGAACAUCAUCUUUAUGAUGCAAUGAUUUAUGUAUACAACAGCGGGAUGAAUGAUUACCUUACUCCUAUGGAGAAAUUGUUCCAGAUGAUUGGUCCUCCACUGCGUGCUGGGAAAUCUCUUUCAGAUGAUAAAGUCACCAUGGGUAACAAGCUUCUUGUCUAUAUAAGUUGCUGCUUGGCUGGACGUGCAUAUCCUUUAGGUGAUAUUCCAGAAGACCUUGUUGGUUUGGUGAAAAACCAGGUUUUUGAGUUUCUUAUUCGACUCCACUCCCCUGAAGCCAGUCCUGAUGAGGAAGUGUACCCUUACAUUCGGACUCUUUUGCACUUUGACACAAGAGAAUUUCUCAAUGUCUUGGCAUUGACCUUUGAAGAUUUUAAGAAUGAUAAACAAGCCUUAGAGUAUCAACAGAGAAUUGUGGACAUUUUACUUAAGGUAAUGGUGGAAAAUUCAGACUUUACACCAUCUCAAGUGGGAUGCCUCUUCACUUUUCUUGCUCGACAGCUUGCUAAACCAAACAACACUUUGUUUGUAAACAGAAAGCUUUUUGAUCAGGUUCUUGAAUUUCUGUGUACUCCAAAUGAUGACUCCAGACAUACAGAGAGACAGCAGGUUCUUUUGGAGUUGUUGCAAGCUGGAGGAGUUGUCCAGUUUGAGGAGAGCAGACUUCUUGUCCUUGCUGAAAAGGCCAAGUUUUACCAGAUCUGUGAGUUAAUGUAUGAGAAGAAACACUUCUAUGACAAAAUUAUUUACUGCUAUUUACAUGAUCCUUUAAGAAAGGAUGAGGUUUUCAGCUACAUUCACAACAUUCUUUCGAUCCCAGGACACAGUCCAGACGAAAAGCAGUCAGUGUGGGAGAAGACAAUGGAGCACAUUAAGGAGCUGGCAUUGAUUGAUCCUACCAAAGCAGCUGAUCUAGUUGCUAUUCAUUUUGAAUCUGAAAUUCCAAGUAUUAUUGACAAACUUGAGGAAAAUUUUUUGAGACUGCAGUUUCUGAGGUAUCUGCUUGACCCAAGAGAGGGUAAUCAAAACCUGAAGCUAAUCAAGUUAAACUCUAGUUUCCAUGAGUGCUACCUUGAUCUUCUUUGCAUCUUUAGUCACAGAGAGGUGACAGAAUUUUUAAAACUGUCUGAGCACUAUCGAUUGGAGGAAGCCAUUCAGAUCACUCGGAAGCAUAAUCUGAAUAAUGCUACAGCAUACUUGCUAGAGAAUAAAGGAGAUAUACAAGGUGCUUUCCAGGUCCUACUUGAGGACCUGAAGAAGAAACUUUCAUUACUAACCACUUGUGAUGCAGCUUUGAAAGAAGAUGAGGACUGUCUACAAAGUGUAGAAGCAGCACUGGAGGAAGUGAUAGCACUUUGCCAACGGAGCUCUGAUCAUCUUAACCAAGAGCAAAGAGAGGCGCUGUGGUUCCCAUUAUUGGAGGCAAUGAUGUCACCUCAGAAGUUUCUAAAAGAGUCAUCUUCAUAUAACGUCUCAGAAUCUGUGAAGCUGUUAACAAUGCAAGUUAUGAACAGUAUGACAGGAUUUAUUGCUUUACCAUCAAUUCUGCAACGCAUCCUUCAGGAUCCUGUUUAUGGCAGAGGCAAGCUGGCAGAGAUCAAGGGUCUCAUUCUGGGAAUGCUGGAAACAUUUAACUAUGAGCAGACUCUUCUAGAAACCACUAACAAUCUCUUAAAUCAUGAUCUUCAUUGGUCUUUAUCCAACCUUCGGGCUGCUGUGUGCAAAGGAUUAAGCCCUCGCCUAGAUCAUUGCAGCAUUUGUCUCCAACAAUACAAGAAACGACAGGAGCUAGAUGAUGAGAUCAUAGUUUUCAGUUGUGGCCACCUGUAUCAUUGUCAGUGUCUGCGAAGUAAGGAUUGCAAUCUACAGGGUGAAAGGAGGUCUGGCUGGAGCUGCUAUAAGUGUACUUCCAACAUCAAAGGAAGUAGGCUCAGAGAGAGAGUUGCUGCAAAUACAGACAAACAUAAAUCAUCUUCUCUUGCACAGAUAAAAGUGACAUCUGUUUAUCAUGGAGGAUUUGGGGAAUCAAGAGAUAAAAAGGUUUUUUCAGAUGUGACAUUGGAUGCACAGCAGAGUCAGGCAUUUGACCAACUGUGUUGCAUUUACAGAGGGUCAUCUAGACUGGCCAUUUUAACUGAACUCUCACAAUCCCGUGGUUAUGAGAAGUCCACUCGCCUGAGCCCCAGCACUUCUCGGAGCAGUGGCAGCAUUCACCAGGAGAACUUUGGACUGAAGCUCGCCCCGCCGCCUGUUGCUGAGGACUGAUCAACUCUACUGUGUGCCAUGCCAAUGCCAUAUAAAUAAAGAGAGGAUGAAAACUUG